AUGGAGCUGCCUUGGGUUUUCAUCUCCCUUGUCCUCGUAAGCUCUUCAUGCUGGGGGUUCGACUGGGAGUCCGACAGGAAUUUCCUCUCAGCCGCUGGUCCCCUAACUAACGACCUGUUGCUGGGAAGGCAGGGCUCUCGGGCCGCGGCCGAUGACCAGGUCGUGGACGUGUGCCGCCUGCCGCUGCCCGCCUGGCUGCGGGCGCACUGGGCGCGGCUGCGCGCGCAGCAUGUGACGCACUACAAGGUACUGCUGCCGUGGGCGCGCCCCGAGGCUUCGGACGCCGCCGCCGUGCGCUGCUACCGGCGCUACCUGCGGGCGGUAGCGGGCGCGGGGCUGCGGCCCCUGGUCGUGCUGCUGCCCCGCGCGCCUGCCCUCCCGCCCGCCGGCCCGGCCUUCGCACGCGUCUUCGCCGACUACGCCGCCUACGCCUUCGAAGCUUUCGGGGACCUUGUGGACAUCUGGUUCACGUUCAGCGACCUAGAGGCAGUGCUAAGGGGACUCCCCCAGGAGGAGUCCCGAGCUUCGCGUCUCCAGGUCCUGGCAGAGGCGCACAGACAAGCUUAUGAGAUCUACCAUGAAAAGUUUGCUCCUCCGGGUGGAAAGCUCUCCGUGGUCCUACCUGCUGAAGAGAUAGCCGCAUUUCUGCAUGAACCGUCUCUGUCUGCACUUGUCAAGGACUCGGUCGAUUUCCUCUCUCUCGAUUUGUCUCAUGAAUGCCAAAGCGAGGCGAGUUUGCCAGAGCAGCUGAGUAAAUUGCAGACCAUUGGGCCCAAUGUGAAAGUUUUCAUCUUCGCCCUGAAGCUCCAGGACUGCCCCUCCUCCAGGCAGAACCCUGCUGAGACACUGUUCUCCCUCUCUGCAGCCAUAAAUAAAGACCAAGUAUUCAUCAUUGGAUUUGACGUUGGUGCAUUCCUGGACUGUUCAAAUUCCAAGGAAAGCAAUGGGUAUUGUUCUCUGACCAACUCCCUGAUGCCUCAGGCUGACCAGCAGCAAGCCCAUGAAGCAGCUGUUGGCCCUUCUCCCCCUGCCUCUGCCUACCAGCGGGUCUGGGAAACAUUUGCAAGGCAGUCCCAAGCACAGAGGGAUGCUUUCCUGUGGGACAUUUUCCCCAAAGGCUUUCUCUGGGGCGUCUCCACGGGAGCCUUGAACAUUGAAGGAGGCUUUGCUGAGGGUGGAAGGGGACCAAGCAUCUGGGAUCGACAGGGCCAGCAGGAAACCACCACGGGCCAAGAAACACCACAAGUGUCCAGUGACAGUUACUACAAGGUGGCCUCUGACGUGGCCCUGCUUCGUGGCCUUCGGGCUCAAGUCUACAAGUUUUCCAUCUCCUGGUCCCGGAUCUUCCCCACCGGGCUUAGAGGCAGCCUCAAUCCCCGUGGCGUUGCCUACUACAAUAAGCUCAUCGACCACCUGCUGGACUCUCACAUCGAACCCAUGGUGACGCUGUUCCACUGGGACCUGCCCCAGGCCCUGCAGGAUGCCGGUGGGUGGCAGAACGAGAGCAUGGUAGAUGCCUUCCUGGACUAUGCGGCCUUCUGCUUCUCCACUUUUGGGGAUCGUGUGAAGCUGUGGGUGACCUUCCAUGAGCCGUGGGUGAUGAGCUAUGCGGGUUAUGGCACUGGCGAGCACCCGCCAGGCAUCUCCGACCCAGGAGUGGCCUCUUUCAAGGUAGCUCAUCUGGUCCUCAAGGCUCAUGCCAGAGCUUGGCACCACUAUGACAGGCAUCAUCGCCUGCAGCAGCAAGGACGUGUGGGCAUAGUGCUGAACUCGGACUGGGCAGAGCCCCUGUCCCCAGAGAAGCCUGAGGACCUGGAGGCCUCCGAGCGUUUCUUGCAGUUCAUGCUGGGCUGGUUUGCUCACCCCAUCUUUGUGGAUGGUGACUACCCAGCUGCCCUGAAAACUCAGAUCCAACAGGUGAACAAGCGGUGCUCCAGGCCUGUGGUCCAGCUCCCCGAGUUUACUGAGGCAGAGAAGCAAUUGCUGAAAGGAUCGGCUGACUUCCUGGGCCUGUCCCAUUACACCUCUCGCCUCGUCAGUGAAGCCCAAGACAAUACCUGCGUGCCUAGCUAUGAUUCCAUCGGAGGCUUCUCCCAACAUGUUGACCCUGCAUGGCCUCAGACCUCAUCUCAGUGGAUUCGUCUGGUGCCCUGGGGUAUCAGAAGGCUAUUGAAGUUUGUGUCCCUAGAAUACACAAGAGGAAAAGUUCCAAUCUACCUGGCGGGUCAUGGCAUGCCUAUAGAAGAAAGUGGAAACCUUUUCAGUGACUCCUCAAGAGUAGACUACUUCAAUCAGUCUAUCAGUGAAGUGCUCAAAGCAAUCAAGAAGGACUUGGUGGAUGUUCGUUCUUACAUUAUUCGCUCCUUCAUCGAUGGCUUUGAAGGCUCGUCUGGCUCCAGCCAGAGGUUUGGGCUGCACCACGUCAACUUCGGCGACAGCAGCAGACCCAGGACUCCCAGAAGGUCAGCCUACUUCUUCACCAGCAUCAUUGAAAGAAACGGUUUCCUCCCCAAGGCAGUAAACCGGCUGAUACCACCUAUCACACCAAAUGUCCCCCCUAAAAUUGGGACCUUCACCUUUCCAUCUGCAGUGCCCUCCAAGGCCAAAGUGGUUUGGGAAAAGUUCUCCAACCAGCCUGUAUUCGAGAGAGAUCUGUUCUACCACGGCACGUUCCGGGACGAUUUUGUGUGGGGUGUAUCCACCUCAGCCUACCAGAUUGAAGGUGCAUGGGAUGCUGAUGGCAAAGGCCCCAGCAUUUGGGAUAACUUUACCCACACGCCAGGGAACAGCGUGAAAGACAACUCCACUGGAGACAUAGCCUGUGACAGCUACCACCAGCUGGACGCUGAUCUGAGUAUACUCCGAGCCUUGAAGGUCAAGGCUUACCGCUUUUCUAUCUCCUGGUCUCGGAUUUUCCCAACAGGGAGGAACACUUCUAUCAAUCAGCAUGGUGUGGAUUAUUACAACAGGCUGAUCAAUGGCCUGCUGCAAAGUAACAUUUCGCCCAUGGUGACGCUGUUCCACUGGGACCUGCCACAAGCUCUCCAGGACAUCGGAGGCUGGGAUAAUCCGUCCUUGAUCGACCUGUUUAACAGCUAUGCAGAUUUCUGCUUCCAGACCUUUGGUGACAGAGUCAAGUUCUGGAUAACAUUUAAUGAGCCCCUGUACCAGGUAUGGCUGGGAUAUGGCUUGGGAGAGUUCCCUCCAAGCGUGAAGGACCCAGGCUGGGCACCCUACAGGAUAGCCCACGCGGUUAUCAAAGCUCACGCCACGGCCUAUCACACUUAUUCUGAGAAGUAUAGGCAGACACAGAAGGGAGUCGUUUCCCUGAGCCUCAGCUCACACUGGGCCGAGCCCAAGUCUCCAGGGCUCCCCAGAGACGUGGAAGCCGCUGACCGGGUGCUGCAGUUCACCCUGGGCUGGUUCGCCCACCCCAUCUACAGAAACGGAGACUACCCUGAUGCCAUGAAGUGGAGUGUGGGGAACAGGAGCGAACUCCAGCACUUGGCCACCUCCCGCCUGCCGAGCUUUACUGAGGACGAGAAGAGGUACAUUAUGGGCACGGCUGAUGUCUUCUGCCUCAACACCUAUUACACCAGGAUCGUGCAGCAUAAAACACCCAGGUUGAACCCACCUUCCUACGAGGACGACCAGCAGCUGGCGGAGGAGGAGGACCCUUCGUGGCCUCCCACAGCCGUGAACAGAGCUGUGCCUUGGGGCAUGCGAAGGCUGCUGAACUGGAUCAAGGAAGAGUAUGGCAACAUCCCCAUUUACAUCACCGAAAAUGGAGUCGGGCUGGAGAAUCCAAAAGUGGAGGACACCGACAGGAUAUUUUACCACAAGACCUAUAUCAAUGAAGCUUUGAAAGCCUACAGACUUGAUGGCAUUGACCUUAGAGGAUACGUGGCAUGGUCUCUGAUGGACAACUUUGAAUGGGUGAAUGGCUACACCAUCAAGUUUGGACUGUACCACGUUGAUUUCAAUGACAUGAACAGGCCUCGAACCCCAAGAUCCUCUGCCAGUUACUACACAGAGCUCAUUACCAACAACGGCAUGCCACUGCCCAAGGAAGACGAGUUUCUCUAUGGGCAGUUUCCUGAUGGCUUCGUCUGGAGUGCGGCUUCUGCUGCUUAUCAGAUUGAAGGUGCUUGGCGAGAAGAUGGCAAGGGACUCAGUAUUUGGGACACGUUUUCUCACACGCCUCUACGAGUGGGGAAUGAUGACAACGGAGAUGUGGCCUGUGACAGUUACCACAAGAUUGCCGAGGAUGUGGAGGUGCUGCAGAACCUGGGCGUGUCCGCCUAUCGCUUCUCCAUCUCCUGGUCCCGCAUCCUCCCAGAUGGGACGACCAGGUACAUCAACGACGCAGGCCUGGACUACUACGUGCGGCUCGUGGAUGCUCUGCUGGCCGCCAGCAUCCAGCCCCAGGUGACCAUGUACCACUGGGACCUGCCCCAGGCGCUGCAGGAUGUUGGCGGCUGGGAGAACGAAACCAUCAUCCAGCGGUUUAGAGACUAUGCAGAUGUGCUCUUCCAGAAGCUGGGGGACAAGGUCAAGUUCUGGAUCACAAUGAAUGAACCCUUCACUUUUAUUUCCCAGGGCUAUGGCUAUGGAACAGCAGCUCCAGGAAUCUCCUUUAGGCCUGGCACUGCCCCCUACAUUGCUGGCCACAACGUCAUAAAGGCUCAUGCCGAAGCCUGGCAUCUGUAUAACGACGUGUACCGAGCCAAGCAAGGGGGCAUCAUUUCCAUCACCAUCAACAGUGACUGGGCUGAGCCCAGAAACCCCAGCAACCAGGAGGAUGUGGAGGCGGCCAGGAGAUAUGUUCAGUUUAUGGGAGGCUGGUUUGCACAUCCAAUCUUCAAGAAUGGAGACUACAGUGAGGUGAUGAAGACGCGGAUUCAUGACAGGAGCCUGGCCGCAGGCCUCAACAAGUCUAGGCUCCCGGAAUUCACCGAGAGUGAGAAGAGGAGGAUCAAUGGCACCUAUGACUUCUUCGGGUUCAAUCACUACACCACCGUCCUGGCCUACAAUCUCAACUACGAUUCUUGGAUCUCCUCCUUCGAUGCAGACAGGGGAGUUGCUUCCAUCACAGAUCGAUCCUGGCCAGAUUCUGCCUCCUUCUGGCUAAAGGUGACACCUUUUGGCUUCAGGAGGAUUUUGAACUGGCUGAAGGAGGAGUACAACAACCCACCAAUUUACAUAACAGAGAAUGGAGUGUCCCAGCGGGAUCUGGAUCUUAACGACACCAUAAGGAUCUACUACCUUCGCAGUUACAUCAAUGAGGCUCUCAAAGCUGUGCAGGAUAAGGUGGACAUCAGGGGAUACACGGCUUGGAGUGCAAUGGACAACUUUGAGUGGGCCGUAGGCUUUGCGGAGAGGUUUGGGCUGCACUUUGUGAACUACACUGACCCAUCUCUGCCGAGGAUUCCCAGAGAGUCCGCCAGGUUCUACGCCUCCAUAACCCAGUGCAACGGCUUCCCUGACCCCGCAGCGGGCCCUCACCCUUGUCUGCAGCCAGAUGGUGUUCCCACCAUCAGCCCCGUGACAAAGGAUGAAGUUUGGUUCCUGGGGCUUCUGCUAGCUACAGCUGAAGCACAAACCGCUUUGUACAUCCUCUUCCCUCUGCUGCUUCUUGGAGUCUGUAGCACAGCAUUUCUGUUGUACAAGUAUUGUAAACUCUCCAGGCAAGGGAAAACACAGCCAAGCCAACAGGAACUGAAUCAAACUUCUUCCUUCUGA
Molecule: messenger RNA, 5742 nt
Organism: Elephantulus edwardii (Cape elephant shrew)
Lineage: Eukaryota; Metazoa; Chordata; Mammalia; Macroscelidea; Macroscelididae
Gene: LCT
Product: lactase
Exons: 17
Coding region: 1-5742 (1913 amino acids)
Biological process (GO): carbohydrate metabolic process
Molecular function (GO): lactase activity
Source: RefSeq, a predicted model, not a curated record